AUUUCCGUCGUAACCUGUCCGUCCACCGCUAUCUGAAGCAGCGUACUUUAGAGUUCAUGCGCUGACUUUCGUGACGUCUCGACUGGCACGACCAGCGGAUUUCAAGGGCUGGAACACCCGUUUUCCCAACCGAAAGACCCAGCAACACCGCCAAGAUGUUGAAUAUGUGGAAAGUGAGGGAGCUGGUUGAUAAAGCAACCAAUGUUGUGAUGAACUAUACAGAAACUGAGUCUAAAGUUCGCGAAGCCACCAAUGAUGACCCGUGGGGACCGUCUGGACAGUUAAUGGGUGAAAUCGCCAGGGACACAUUUAUGUAUGAGCAUUUUCCAGAGGUAAUGAACAUGCUGUGGAAUAGAAUGCUGAAAGACAACAAGAAAAACUGGAGGAGAGUUUAUAAGUCUUUACUGCUGCUGGCGUACCUGAUCAGAAAUGGUUCUGAACGGGUUAUCACCAGUGCAAGAGAGCACUUGUUUGACUUGCGUUCAAUUGAUAGCUAUCAUUAUGUAGAUGAGAAUGGCAAGGACCAGGGUGUCAAUGUGCGUCAGAAAGUGAAGGAGCUGAUAGAGUUUGUCCAGGAUGAUGACCGAUUGAGAGAGGAGAGGAAAAAGGCCAAGAAAAACAGGGACAAGUAUAUAGGCGUAUCCUCUGACAGUAUGUCAGGCUUCAGAUACUCGGAGGACCGGUUUGAUAGUAGAGAUUCACACUCAAAAUGGGAUGAAGACUGGGGUAAGGGGGCUUUCCCUUUCAGUGAGAAACUGGGAGAGAUCAGCGAUAAGAUCGGAAGCACUAUUGAUGACACCAUUAACAUGUUCCGCAGAAAAGACCGGGACGAUUCGCCUGACAGAUUCAGUGAAGGAGAUGAGGACCGUCGGGGAACGCGAAACGGGCAGUCAGGGAAAUCAGAAUUUAAAGAUGAUGCAGAGACAGUGAAAACCAAAAGUGUCCAGAUCGUCCAGGCCGCAGAGACCACUGCCACUCGUAAGAGAGGAGGCAUUCCCUCCAAAGCGAUAAGUCUGGGAGCAGCUGCAAAUUACACUGGCGAUAAACCCUGCAGCAAUACAAACAAAAGCCAGACCACAUCAGCAGUGAGCCAGCACAGUUCUGGUUUGGUGGACUUGUUCUCGGCAGAUCCUGCGCCUGCUCAACCAGCUUCCCAAGUUUCAAGCUCUGACCUGAUUGGAGGUUUUGCCGAUUUCUCUUCUCCUGCAGCUGCAGUCAGUCUUCCAUCAUCAGCUGCCCCAGCAUCCAGUGGGAAUGGAGACUUUGGUGAUUGGAACACUUUUUCUGCAGCCCAGCCAGCCGUCCCUGCAGCUCAGCCUGUAAACCCUGCAGGAAUAGACCUUUUCUCAGGUCUGCAGGUGGCCCCUGCUCCUGCCCCUACAUCCACAGCACCCUCAUCUGACCUCUUUGACCUACUGGGCUCAUCUCAGACCACUAACUUCAGCACCUCCCAAAGCAUGAACUUCUCCAUGACCUCCUCUCAGACCACUGGCAUGCCAUCGUCCAAAUCACAGCCCCUUCAGUCAAUGGGGAGUUCACUGAUGCCCCAGCAACCGCAGAACCCCAAUACCAAAGCCUCUUUGCCGUCCACCUGGUCCAACUCUAAUGUAGACAUAAGUCUGGACUACCUUAGUCCUGGCAUGCAGGCACCCAAACCUUCUCAACCCACACUCAACAUGAUGCAGCAAGGAGUUCAGACUCCUGUGAAUGUGAUGACUCAGGGCUUUGUUGGAAUGAACCUGGGCAUGCAGGCUACCCCUACAAUGGUCAGACCGCCCAGCAACACCAUGAUGGGAGGAAUGAACAUGGGCAUGCUGCCUGGCAUGACAGGUAGCGCCAUGCCCAUGCCAACCAUGGGAGGGAUGCCAGUCAAUCAGGGCAUGAUGGGAAUGAAUAUGAACAUGGGCAUGUCUACAGCUCAGAUGGGGAUGACAGGAAGCAUGGGCAUGGGUUCGGGAAUGCCAGUUAUGGGGAUGAGCCCUACCAUGGGACAGCCUAAACAAGAUGCCUUUGCAGAUUUUGCCAACUUUGGGAAAUGAACUGCAGAGUAUUAUGUGAACAUUCCUUCUCUAGAUGUGACCAUGAAAAAGCUAUGAAGAGCUGGAAGGCAAAAACUACUUGAACGAUGUCAAAUAAAGCCACACAGGAAAUGUUUGUUUGAAUGAUGCUGAUGUACAGCUGGAUUAUUAUGUUAUUUUCAAUGUUCUUCUAAUCAGCUGUACCAAGGAGCCCUAUCGAGGGUGGCUAGUUUGCGCUCAGAAUCAUUUCAGUCAUUGCACUCACAUAUCCCACGUUUCCAUUGCGUCGGGAUAUCGCUUUAAGGAAUGUGAUGAUCGUGAAUGGCCAUUGACUUUAUCCUCUCACAUAACUUCUAAUUUAACCCAGGAAGCACUGGGUUCCUAAUGCUGUAGGGAAAAUCAUAAUGAUCAGUUCUGGCCUUUCCUCUACUCUGCCUUAAGAUAACCUGUAAAUAUUUUCAUGUGCAGACAAUAAGUUAUUUGAGUUACAAGAUUGAUGAAUUAUGAUGGUGAGGAUUUUUUGUAUGGAGUAAAGUUGGUGAUCACUUGCCAUUUUUGUAUUUGAUUUUUAUUCAAAUAACCAUUUUCUGAAGAGAAAUGAAGUACUCAAACAUCAGGAUGAUAGAAGGACAAUUCCAAAUCCAAACAUUUGUGGCCUUAAAUAGUUAAUAUGUACUUUUUCAUUGAAAAUCUGCAUCUUUAUGAAAAUGCUAAAUCUGUCCUUAAAACACACGGUGCCUGUUAGUCUCUUUUGUUUUUCUUCUAAUCAAAAACUAUAUGAAUGAUAUGCAAAGUACAGUAUUUAUUAAAGGUACUGUUAAAGAAGACAUAUAUCCAGUAGAGUACAUAUUUGCACUUUUUUAUGUCUUUUGCAUGGCCAACUUAUCAGGAAGAUUUUGGGUGACUAAAAGGAUUUUAUAUAUAAUUGAGCCUGAUAUGGGUUCAUAGUUUUAUGCAGUUCUGCCUAUGCUGAGUGUAAUUUGAGAAUCUCUGUUUGUAAAGUCUGGUAGCAAAGAGUUGGAUGCUGUGUCCAGAGGGCCAUCACUUGUCAAGAUCAUCUGUUGCUGUCCACAGUGUCUGCUGAAGCUAACUGAGCCCCUCUCCUCCAUUCUGAGGAUUUUUACAAGCAAAAUGACCAAAUUCUUCCAUGUUUCUUUUUUCUGAAGGGUUGAUUUAGGUUUUUGUAAUCAGGUCUGUUGGGUUCUGUAAUAUCUCAUCUAUUGAGCGGUUGGGGAGUUUUACCAGGAAACACUAUAGGUUUAUGCAACUCUACAGAAAGCAACAAACUUUCUUCCACUGAAAAUGUUUAAUAUGUUUUCUAUUUCAUACAAUGACUCGAUUGUACUUACAUUUUAUGAAUGACAAUAAAGAUUUAAUUUCCA
Messenger RNA from Carassius carassius (crucian carp), 3400 nucleotides. Its product is annotated as clathrin interactor 1-like. The transcript has 12 exons. The coding region runs from base 156 to 2039 and encodes 627 amino acids. The record is from RefSeq and is a predicted model, not a curated record. Gene Ontology annotation, molecular function: phospholipid binding; clathrin binding. Gene Ontology annotation, cellular component: endosome; plasma membrane; clathrin vesicle coat. Gene Ontology annotation, biological process: endocytosis. NCBI's taxonomy places the organism in Eukaryota, Metazoa, Chordata, Actinopteri, Cypriniformes, Cyprinidae.